Linum tenue is the source of this 756-nucleotide messenger RNA. Lineage: Eukaryota; Viridiplantae; Streptophyta; Magnoliopsida; Malpighiales; Linaceae. The record is from the annotation of a GenBank genome assembly.
GAAUUGAUGGCCAUAUCAGGCCCGAUAGACCGAUGAGCGAAUCGAAUGCGCACAACGCACCGCAGGGCGCAGGCAGGCAGGUAGGCAGGCAAACAUCGAAGGAGAAAGGCGAGAGGUUCGUUGAAAACUCCGUUAGCAAUCACAUCUCCAGGAGGAAAGACCGAUUUCGUUCUCCACCAAUUUACGGACUGUGAUUUGGUUUAAUCGAUCGAGCGAUGGGCGGAGGGCACGGCGAUGGCAUCACUUACAAGGGCUUGACUAUGCACCAGCCGAAGCGGUGGCACACGGUCACCGGAAAGGGCCUCUGCGCCGUCAUGUGGUUUUGGGUUCUGUACAGGGCUAAGCAGGAUGGUCCUGUGGUGUUGGGCUGGAGACAUCCAUGGGAUGGCCACAGUGAUGAUCAUGGCCAUGGACACUAUGUAUGCAUCCGAAUAGCCAAAGAAGUGUGGAGUUCUUCAGUGGUGGUAUCAAACUGUGUACCUAAAAUUGAGACUCGGAACAGGUUCCCUUCGUGCAAUAAAAAAUGCUGUUGAAAACAGAUUGUUCUGGUUCCUAAUUUCGUGAACAUAAUGCUGCAUUUUAAAAUGCUAACUAGCUCUUGAAUGUCCGGUCAUCAGCUGUGUUUGCAAAAGUUUUAUUAUUACCAUGACAAGUUCGUUCUUUUAUGUCCAUCGAGACCUGAAUUCAUAGUUGUGUUUUUUUCUUUCUUCUGCUGUUGUCUAUGUUUUUGUAGUUUGUUAUAUAGGUUUGCUAUAU